Molecule: messenger RNA, 795 nt
Organism: Rhipicephalus sanguineus (brown dog tick)
Lineage: Eukaryota; Metazoa; Arthropoda; Arachnida; Ixodida; Ixodidae
Exons: 7
Coding region: 1-795 (264 amino acids)
Source: RefSeq, a predicted model, not a curated record
AUGCCUGACAUCAAAGGAAAAGUGGCCAUCAUAAUUGGUGCCUCGGCAGGCAUUGGCGAAAGCACGGCAAAGCAUUUUGCCUCCCUCGGCUGCUGGCUCACUCUGUUUGCACGGAACGCAGAUAAUCUAGAAAAGGCAGCAGAGGCUUGCUGCGCAUUGGGCCUUCCUCGAGACAAGGUGCUUGUUGUGCCCGGAGACAUCACGUUCUCAAAAGACUGCGAAAAUGUUGUGCAGAAGACAGUGAAUCACUUCGGCAAAAUCGAUAUUCUAGUGAACAAUGCUGGAAUUCUCGUUAGAGGAUCUCUUCAAAGCGCUUCACUGGAAGAUUUUGACAAAGCUUGGAAGACUAACUUUCGCGGUCCCCUCUGCCUGAUGAAAAACGCUAUACCCUACUUACGUCAAACCAAAGAGCCUUACAUCGCGUACAUCCAGGACGUGUUGGCUUUGUGCCGCAAGAUAGACAAGGACAUGCCUGAAGAGGACAAGAUACCGCUCCUGCCGGCCCACCUCGUCUACGAUCCCUCGAGUUCCUUCGACUUCCGCCGCAAGCCGCAGUUCAAGUCCAGCUCUCGCCAUUCCCACCAGUACCCGAUGGGCCUGGCGACAUAUUCAAACGAUAAACACGCCCUUGGACGAAUUGGCACACCGGAGGAAGUUGCCCGCUCCAUCGCCUUCCUGGCAUCUGACGACGCAGCGUUUGUCACGGGGAUCACGAUGCCCGUCGACGGCGGACUGCUCCUUCUAUCCAGCAUCUCGAAUGCCCCCAAAAUCCUGGAUGCUCAGAAGGCUGCUUGA